This is a messenger RNA of Diabrotica virgifera virgifera (western corn rootworm), 1542 nucleotides long. RefSeq names its product fibroblast growth factor receptor substrate 2. Gene Ontology annotation, biological process: cell surface receptor protein tyrosine kinase signaling pathway. Lineage: Eukaryota; Metazoa; Arthropoda; Insecta; Coleoptera; Chrysomelidae. Bases 166 to 1248 code for a protein of 360 amino acids. Gene Ontology annotation, cellular component: cytoplasm. The record is from RefSeq and is a predicted model, not a curated record. The transcript is spliced from 5 exons.
UUGACAGCAACUGUCAGAUGCAACAAUGUCACUGUCACUAUAGAAAGAUAUUUUUGCAAACAUUUCCAAGAAAUAUUAAUUAAUUACCAAAACCAAAGAUAAUGUAUAUAAUAAAGAUGUGAUUACAUACUAUUAAUAUCAAUUUAACAAAUUAUAGACGUGAGCAUGAAAAUGGGCUGUAUAAGUAGCAAAACAGACAUAAAUGACAGACACCCUAAUAUUUUUCAAGUGACAAAUGUUGAUGAUCAAGGAAAAAAGAUAAAGUCUGGAAAAUUGCAAGUAACUGAAACAGACCUAGUUUUUUACCAAAGAGGAAAGAAACCUACGAGAUGGCCCCUCAGAGCUUUGAGGAAAUAUGGAUUUGAUACAGAUAUUUUCAGUUUUGAGUGUGGUAGGAGGUGUCCCACUGGACAUGGUAUAUAUGCUUUUAAGUGUAGAAAAGCAGAACAGUUAUUUAAUAUUGUACAGCAAUACAUUUCAGGCAACGUAACAGAAGAUCCAAAUGUUAACCACAAUGACGUCCAUGCCAGCAAUGGCCAAAUAUUAGUUACUAGAAGACCAAAUUCAAAUGCUCACUUCCAAGCUCAAACUGAGGGCUACCUGAAUCCGGUAUCAGUACCACCUGUAAUAAGACCAGUUGUUGGAAAUAGUCGACCUGGUUCUGUGGGUAGCAACGGUCCAUUGAGCCCUACAUUAUCCCCUCCACCCUUAAGCGAUGUAUCCACUGAGCAUAACAAUAACAAGAGAGGCAGCUUGAUACCUGAACCAACUUAUACUAAUAGUAUAGGGGUGGAGAACAGUGUUAGUUUUCAGCAAUAUAUGAAUAUGGGUGGUGCUGAUACAAUUGGGGAUGUCAGUACAUCUCAUGUGUAUAUGAAUGUCGAUAUGCCCCAUCCUGUACCAGAAGACUUGGAAGAUCGCCAUUGCUAUGCUAACAUCGGUGUCGAAGAAUUAGAAGCCCUUCGACCUCCAGAUACGCCACUAGUUCCAUGUGUUAAUCUAGAACAUCCCAUUGUAGAAGAAGUAAAUUAUGCAGAGUUAGAUUUGGACGGUGGUGGGGACGGGACUGUUAAAUCACCGCAGGCGGUUCCAGAGGGCCCUAGUAUAAAAGAAAAAUACGUAACAAUCGACUUUCAGAAAACGACAGCUUUAUCACAGUCAAUAAACCCCAGUAUGACAGUAGAAGAAGGGUGCAGGAAAACAAGGCACAAUUCUACUAUCAACUACAAUAGUUCAAUAAGCGAUUGAACCUAAUCGAUGGUUUGUGAUGUAUUUUGUAUUUAUUUGUCUCUAAGACAAUCGAUAAGGUGCGUUUUGUUUCUUUUUAUAUGGUUUUACGUAUUAACAGUAAUUUCCUACAAGUUAUAGAAGUUCAUGAUAUUAUAUUAAUCAUACACUGGCGGGCAAAAAUUUAGGUCACUAGAUGAAUUAUACACGUUUGAUGCUUCGAAUUUCCUAAACCUGUUGUCCGAUUUAAGUGAUUUUUUUUAGUAUUUUAUAGCUUUAUUAUGUAAGAAUCUCAAUGUGUUAAUAUUGUUGCUA